This is a messenger RNA of Dufourea novaeangliae, 699 nucleotides long. RefSeq names its product general transcriptional corepressor CYC8-like. NCBI's taxonomy places the organism in Eukaryota, Metazoa, Arthropoda, Insecta, Hymenoptera, Halictidae. The coding region runs from base 1 to 699 and encodes 232 amino acids. The transcript is spliced from 4 exons. The record is from RefSeq and is a predicted model, not a curated record.
AUGUUGAAAUACGUGGUACUCAGUUGCAUGAUGCUUUUCACAACGUUCGCGGAACCACCUGUCCAAGGUGUGAAACCGUCAAAUGUGUUAGGCACUUCUGACCAACAUGCAUCCUUCAGUUUUGUCAGACCAGGUUUGACACAAACUGCCUUCGCAUUCAACGGUCCCAGCUCUCAUCAGUCGUUUAGUGCCAGUAUUGGGAAUCCUUACUUGGCGCAAAAAGUGUUUCCCAAUGUUGCCAAUGCACUUGCUUACAGAAAUCCUGGCUUAGGAGUGUUUCCAGUUGGUCCAAUCACAAAUGGUUAUGCAUCUGCACCAGUUGCGCCUGCAUACGUAUCUCCUGCACCUGCACCAUUGCCCUACCAAAGUCCUGUAGAUCCUACCACAGCAUUGGCUUAUUAUCAACAGUUACAGCAAGUUCAGCAAGUGCAGCAACCUCAGUAUCAAGGUUACUCUGCAGCAGCCCUUUAUCAGGCACAAUUAGCCCAACUUCUUGCUCUAAGGCAAGCUCAAGCCCAAUCCCAGGCACAGGUGCACGCCACGCAACCUCAACAAGUCCCUGAACAAGUUCAAUUACAACAAGAGGAACAGCAACAGGAACAAGGACAGCCUGAAAAUUUGUUAGGCAUAGCUUAUUCAUCUGCACCUUCUGUGGCGCGUGUUAAAGUCACUGGAAACGGCUAUAAAUUUGACUUCUAA